Cricetulus griseus (Chinese hamster) is the source of this 1039-nucleotide messenger RNA. The record is from RefSeq and is a predicted model, not a curated record. Lineage: Eukaryota; Metazoa; Chordata; Mammalia; Rodentia; Cricetidae.
GACCAUCGAGUCUCUCUACAGGGAGCUGGUUGAAGAAGGCCUGCUGAUCCAGGCUCUGAAGGUCAACCUGUCUGAUUACAUCGGUGAGUACAGCUAUCUGGGAACCACUCUGCGCCAAGUAGCCAUAGAGCCCAUGCCCUCCCUCCUGGAUGUGAGACAGCUCAUCACACUGUAUGGGAUCUUGCCUUUGGGGUCUGCAGAAGUGCAUGAGAAAGCUCCCUUGGUGAAGUCGCUGCUGUUGGCCGGGCCUCCAGGGGUAGGGAAGAAAAUGCUGGUCCACGCCAUCUGCACAGAAACCGGAGCUAACCUCUUCAACUUGUCCUCCUCAAACAUCGCAGGGAAGUACCCCGGCAAGAACGGCCUGCAGAUGAUGCUGCAUCUGGUCUUCAAGGUGGCUCGCCAGCUUCAGCCUUCUGUGGUGUGGAUCCAAGACACGGAGAAAACCUUCUACAAAAAAGUCCCACAGUCUGAGAAGCCGAAUGAACCAAAACGCCUGAAAAAACACCUUCCCAAGAUCCUGAAGCUCCUGAGGCCAGAUGAUCGGAUCCUGAUUGUGGGGACCACACAGCGCCCUUUCGAUGCAGAGCUUCAGUCCUUCUGCAGGGUAUACCAAAAGAUCAUCUUGGUGCCCCGACCUGACUACGCCUCCAGAUAUGGCAAGUAUUCUAAGGCCUUCCUUCUGUGGAAACAAAUCAUUCUCCGCAACGGAGGUGUGCUCACCAACGCCUUGAACAUCAGUUGCUUGUCUAAAGUCACUGAUGGCUUCACACAAGGGCAGAUCGUCAAAGUAGUCAAGGAGGUGCUCACGGACCGCAGGGUCCGGCAGCAGUCUCACAAACCGCUCACCGCCGUCGAGUUCAUCACCAUCAUGACCACCAUGAACCCGGUGUACAGAGAGGAAGAAGAGAGCUUCAAGAACUGGUAUGCAAAAACCCCUCUCGGGAAAAAACGAAUCAUGUCACUUUCGAACAACGGCAACAAAGAAAAGGAGAAGGAUAAAGGAAAAAAGAAAGGGAAACGGGGGAAAAAGAAGAAGUAA